AUGUCCGACGAGGAGGAUGCGGCUGACCCUACCAGAACUUCUUCGCGUAGGGACCGUUUCAAGGGCGCUGUGGCCCGCACCAGGACCAAGCUCACCAAGAAGAACAAGGAGACUGCGACCACCGUCGAUGACUUUCUUGCCAGCGGAGCCGCCUCGACCUCGACCGGACGUCCUUCGGUUUCCGACUCCUUCUCAUUCGUGUCUGACCGCCCUUCCACUUCGCAGUCACACCAUGAUGAGAGUCACGAGAUCCUGCGACCCACCACCGACCCUGUUCCCCCACCUCAGCCCUCCCCCCGGCGCAUAGUCGUUCCAAAGAUAGAUGUUUCGACUUCACAAAGAUAUCCUGCGGCGCAACAGAUAGAGGCACAUAACAACGACCAUGCUGCACCAACCCACCUGCGGCCCGAAUAUCAGGGAAGGCUUCCAUCGACCAGUUCCCUUGCAAAGGGCCGAAGACGAGCCAGAGGAUUGAGUGUACAGUUUACGGACCGGCCGCCGAUUGUCAUCGGCGAGGGCGGCGAUGAGGCAGAGAUACCGCCUAUAGAAGUAGGCAGGGCCAAAGCCCGAGCACGCUCGGUAUCGCCGCCUCGUACCUCUGCCACCCAGGGGAACUCUGGCGGGCGAAUAUGGAAUAGGUCGCCGCUACCGUAUCUCCCACGCUCAGGAACCGCAUCGCCGCAGCAAGUUCCUCCGAGUCUUCAACGACCACCACCUCCACCAGCCCCUGGUACUCAGGAUUCGGGAGGUAUUCCUUCUCCUGGGCUCAAACGCGUGCAGACAGGUAUGAUUGGUGCUACUCCGUCCCCAAUAUCAGAGAGCAAGCAAGCCAUGGACAAAGAGUUCGAGAUGAGUAUGGGAAUAAGUUCAGCCCACACCAACACACCUUCGAGUACUGUCUCCACUGCCGAAGGACCAACCAUCCUCGCACCCAAGCCCAUUCGACCUCCCGUCGCUGUACCGAACGUCGCAGAGAUUCCGGAGCCACACGAGCUCAAGCGAGAGCACGGUACUAAGAGUCUCCGUAAUAAAUUCGUGGUCGGUGAGGGAGACGCACUUCGGUCAGCUCGCCAGGAUCAGUCACCAAUACAUCCACCAGGAGGGUCAGACGAAGACUUCUCUCCACCUCCAGGACCUCCACCUGGAAAGCAACCUUCUCGCCACGGGCCGCUUCCUCCCACUACGCAGUAUCAAGGUCAAGGGUUUGCGCCACCUCAACAUCCGCCCCCUGGCUGGCGUCAACCCGUUCAAGGCAAUCCCCAAUCCCAGCAUCCGCCUACCCAUCGACGUCCUCCAGACGAGGAAUUGUUCCCUCCUCCUGGUCCACCGCCAGAAAGGCGGCCUGUGGGAGCACCGUUUGCUCCACCACCUGCACCACCGGCGGGGCCGCCUCCUGCUCCCCCUCCGCCGACACGCAAUCCUGACGACGAUUAUAUGGGCUGGGUGGCCGACAAACCUCCCAAUGCACCGGCUCACUCCUUUCCAGGAGUCGACUCAGCAGGCAAGCUUGCGCCUUUUCCGGGGUUGGAUGAGGAUCAAGAGGCCAAACCAGAGAAGCACAAGAAGCGCUGGUUUCGACGCGGAUCAUGA
Messenger RNA from Cyphellophora europaea CBS 101466, 1590 nucleotides. RefSeq lists its product as uncharacterized. Bases 1 to 1590 code for a protein of 529 amino acids. The record is from RefSeq and is a predicted model, not a curated record. Lineage: Eukaryota; Fungi; Ascomycota; Eurotiomycetes; Chaetothyriales; Cyphellophoraceae. The transcript has a single exon.